UGACACUAAUUUGGCUAAGUUAGCAGCCCUGUCCUCUAGUCCUCAGGGUACCGAUGCUGUGAAACAGUGGAAUGAUAUGUUCCUAAAUACCUUGCAUGAGAAGGACAGCCAGCUUCUAGAACAGGGCUUCGUCAUAACGAGAUUCCUUGAAGACAUUCGAGUGAAGGAGAAGGAGAUGACUGAACUGCAGGUAACCAAGUCGAGGCUCGAAAGGACACUUGGUGAUUACACAGUAGCUGCCACAGCUCAGCAGAGGCAGUUGUUUAUAAUGGGUGCCAGCAAUAGAGAGCUUAACGAAACCGUGGAGCUCCUGAAUCAACAGUUGCAGGAACUGAGUGACCAGGUUGAGAGAUUAGAACAGGAUAGGAGUGCACUCAACAGACAUCUCACUGGAAGUGUAGAUUCCACAUCUAAAAUGGAGUUUGAUCUCCAACAGCUGGAAAAUACACUCUUAGACACAGAGUCCCAGCUACUCCUCUCGCAGUCUCACAGUGACAUGCUUCAGGUUGAUUCUGAGAAACAGGAGGCCAUUUCACUGCACCUGAAGUCACUACUGCAGAACAAAGAUGCAGAAAUCUCCUCUCUGCUGUCCUCCAGAGAUGGACAGAUGUCUGGGUAUCUAGAACAGCUGCAAGCCAAUCACCGUGCCCAGGUUGAAGGCUAUGAGGACAGACUAACUGCCUUGUACUAUGAAAGGGAGAAAGCUGACAAGGAGUUCAGAAGGCUGGAGAACAAAGUAAAAUCCCUUCAAAUGAAAGUUGACAAGUCCAUUCAGGAAAAGGAUAAAAUGGCUGCUCAGAUGGAAACAUUCAGGAACUCCAUGGUCUCCUUGCAGACAGAGAGAGAGCGUUUGAUGUCAGAAUAUAGGAUGUCUGAGGCAAGGAAUCAGACUGUAAUGCAAGGCAAGGAGGGGUCGGCUGAAGGAGACCUCAGUGCAACCAAGGGCCUUAAACACGAGAUUAGGACUCUCCUUCAUCAGAUGGAUGAUCUGAACUCUGAGAAUGCCAUGCUCAGGGCACAGCUGAUCAGAUAUAGAGAAGACUUGAAUCAGGUCCUGUCCUUGAAGGACAGCCAGUUGAAAGAGUUGCUCAGGAAGCAGCAAGAUGCCAUCAAAAACCUGGAAAACCAAAAAGCCACAGCUGAAAAGCAGAACCGGAAGACCCUUCUGGAACUCGAGAGGGAAGGACAGGCAAGCGAUGACUUAAAAGCUGCGAAUUCCAAACUUCAAACACAGGUCACUGAUCUGGAAGCUAACAUAUUGGCCCUGAAUAAGGGAUUGCAAGAAACGAAUAAAGGCAAAGUGAUUGCCGACUUGCAGCAUGCCGUGGCAGCCAAAGCUGCGGAAUGUAACGACCUCCAGCAAAAACUGUUUGCUCAGAAAGUGGCAGCGGAUGACUGGAAAGGCAGCCUGCAGCUCCUGGAGCGUGAGACUGAGAAGAAACUGGGAGAGGCAGAGGACAAGUACAACAGCGAGCUCGAUGCCUUUGAACAAGAAGUCGAACUGAUGAGAAACGAGAAGGAGACCGCUGACCAGAGGGUUGCUGAGCUGGCCAGGGACCUGAUGCAAACUGAGAAGCUGCUGUCCGAUGCUAGAGUCCAAAGCACGGACCUGAAGUCUCAGAACGAGUCACUGGGUAAAGCCAUGGCCGCCUUGCAGAACGACCGCGACCAGCUCAUCGAGGACUUCAAGAUCCUCCGGAACCGAUACGACGAGGAGCUCCGAGAGACCCAGGGGGCCUUGACCAAGGUGGAGAGACAUCUAGGCGACACGACCUCGGAGCUGGCCACCUUGGCCAAAGAGAGACACAUACUGGUACAGAAACUCUCUGCUCUAGAGAGCAAAGAUGCUCCCUCCCAGCUCACUUCACUGGUAGACGAGCUGUCUGUGGCCUUGUCAGAGAAGGAAGGGCAGCUCCAACGGGUUUCCCUGGAAAACGACACGUAUAGCAGUAAGGUAUCGGCUUUCUCUAGGUCCAUGGCCAGCCUCCAAGAUGACCGAGACCGGCUGAUGGAGGAGCUGGCUGGGGCAAAGAGGGCAUUCGAGUCCAGGCAAGGAUUAGGUCCAGAGGUUGUAGACAUCGCCAAUACAGGGGAGUCAAAUAGCCAUAGAAGCAGUGGUAUUCAGGCCCUUCAGACUGGGAGAGAUGGGCUGGAGACGAGACAGAGGAUGGAUGAGCUGCAGAGGGCCUUGCAGCAGGCACAGGCCUUCAAACUGCAGACUGAAGCAGCAGUCAGCGGGUACCAGGCAGAGCUGGCUGAACUGAGGUCUGAGAGUAGCAGGCUGCAGGCUGAGUGCCAGCGUCUGGCUGGGGAGAGGAAGGAGACCAUGGCCCUGGUGGGGAAGGAUGUGUCUGAUGACCCGUCACUGACCCAGCUCCAGGCGGAGAGAACUCAGCUGCAGAGUCACCUGCAGCGCUGCCUCUAUGAGAUCCAGCAGAGAGAUCUACACUGCCAGCAGCUCAACGCCAAGCUGCAGCAGGUGGUGGAGGAGAAAGGGGGUGUGUCGGCCCAGCUGAGGGCAGUGUCUCAGACGCUGAGAGACACCCAGAACCGCUGCUAUUGGCUGGAGAACCAGGCCCUGCCUAACCAGCACCACCAGGGCCUUGCAAAGCAGGGGGUGAUGUCUGUAGAAGUGCCUCCGGGAGCUCCCCAGGAGAGGAGCAGUGCUGUGGUAGACAUGGAAGCACUGGAGGCCGGCGAGCUCAGGACCAGGCUGGUGGAGGUAGAGCAGAGUGUUGUUCAGCUAAGUGAGAGUCUGGCUGAAGAGAGGACCAGGAGGGAAGCAGCCGAGGAAGCUCUGGGACUGGCUGAGGACAGAGCCAAGAGCGUUGACUCCAGUCCAUCCAGGACGACCCAGAGAGACUUCAGCAUCCAGCUGGAUACAGAGGAGGAGUGGGAGGCCCUCAUCCUCAACCCCAACGAACCCCUGGUCACACGCAAGGUGAAAGGCGGGAUGCUGGCCUGCAGGCGCUGGCUUCGGGGGCGGAGCCUGUACUGCUCCAAGCUGCUGUCAUCACGGGCCCGCUCGCGCUACCUCUUCCUUGGCUACCUGCUGAUUCUGCACGUGGCUGUCCUCAUGUGCCUCACCGGCGCCCUCUAGUGCUGUGGGGUGAAAACAAUCACAAGUUGCAGAUAGAAAUAUAAUUUAUAGAUCAGACUGAGGCACGUUUCCUCCAUGACAAAGACGGUUUGUUCUGCACAAUGUUUUUCUAUGUAGUUCACUUGACGCUGGGGUGUUAACAUUGCAGAUACAAAUGUCAUGUGUAGACAAGGCACCAUGGCCCGUUUCCUCCACGACAGAGGAAUGUCUGUUCUACUCCAUUUCGAAGUAGUUAACCAUGUCUUUUUCCCCUGGAAUGUUAUUCCACCUUUCAGAAUAAGCUGCAGGUUGUUGUCUAGUAUCCAGAGUUUUCAUAAGAGUGAGGGCUUUUGGGGUGUGUCUCAAGUCUUGUGGCUUCUUCUCCUCGCCUCCUUCCCUUGGUUCUCACUGGUCUGAAAAGAAAAUGGACAGCUGAUAGUGGGUCCUUUGGUUAGAUCCUACCUUCUUGUUUUCACCCAUUUUUUUGUCAGAUCAGUGCAGACGGAGGCGAGAGGAAGAAGACUGUUAUUGACUAUUAAGACGCAGCCUUUGGAGUGUCUCAGGAGAAAGUGCCGUUUCGAUCCUGUCUGUUAUGUGUUAAAGCCUGAGACGGAACAGAAAGCCAUAUCCAUUCUACAUGAACGCUAGCCUAAGACGUGCGUACGUACGUGUGUGUGUGUGUUUGAAACACAUUUGUGUGCGCAGGUGUGUGUGUUCAUUUGCACGUGUACAAGAAAUAAACACUAGUCCACUGUAACCUCAUUUAGAUUCACCUUGGAGAACAAAGACUGGUGUAAGUCUAAGAUGAUUCAUCAACAACAUGAUGGAACUGCCCCACUCAGACUGAUGCUGAUGUCUGGCAAGACACAGAUACGGUAUUUCAGGAGAGAAGGGUGGAAAAAGCCAAUAGUACUAUUUCUGCAAAGAUGCCUAUGUAAUUGCACUGCUGCUCAACCCUUCUCCCCAAUACCAAACCCACUGUGUGCUCAACCUGGCACGACCAGGCCAUGGCACAAUGUUCCCUUUGGCACCCCCUGGUGUCUCCUGGGUAAUAACUGGGUGAUGGUGGCCUUCACACAAUUCUAAGGUCUAUUCUAUAGCUGCUGCAUUCAAAGCUAUGCACUAAAACUCUCAUCAGGGGGUGUUUUUUCCCUUCUCUCCUUCAGCAAAGAUAUUCAACAUAAUGUAGGGCCAGGAGUUUUAUCUGACCACGUGUCCUGAUAAGGAAAUACUGAUCUGGACCCUAGUAAUAGGAUCUAACUGGCCCCUAGUAAUAGGAUCUAACUGGCCCCUAGUAAUAGGAUCUAACUGGCCCCUAGUAAUAGGAUCUAACUGGCCCCUAGUAAUAGGAUCUAUCUGGAACCUAAAGGUUUUACCUUGUCAGAUCACAUGGUCUGAAGAAUAUCCUCCUACCCCGUUUGUGAGCAUGUACCCUGGUAAGUGUGUAAGUAAGAUGUUGUAUUUAAGGGUGGAGUGUAAAAGGGUGCAAGUGUGCACCCUUGAAAGUCUACUGUGUGUAUUUAUGUAUCUGUAUUUGUUGCUCUGUGCCCCCCAAUGCUCUGUUGUUCACUGUACAUUUCUACUCCAUCUGUUGAUUGAUUACAUGCUGAUUGAAUCACUUUAUUGAUAGUGCAGGGUGGCAAUUCACAAAGCAGGAGACAAUAUGUCAGCCAUCUUACUUUGAGACACUUUGAGAUAUAAUUUGUAUUUCUCUGGUUCGUAUCUCAUCUGUUUCAAGUUUAGCAUGGGACGAACUGAGAGAAUGUCAUACUUCUAACAAGUGUGUUUUACCUCUCUGCACUAGGAAAUAUGAAGCCUGAGUGACAAGCUGUUUGUUUGUGCCAUCAUGCCAACUCUUUCUCACUCAUUGUUAUACCAAACACUUUUGGCUUGACAAUGAGCAAUGGAGUUGGCCAGAACACAAACAGAUUUGGGACCAGGAUAGGAAAUCUGGUGUUUCAGAAUAUUUACGGUAGUUAGCCAGCUGAGCUAAAAACAUUGCUCCUGCUUUGUGGGAUACCACCAUAGAGAAUGAUAGAGGCCUCUAGUGGCCAAAAGGCUGUAUUAGCAUGGGCAGCGCCAUUGAGGGCUUCCACCAUUUUAAUGUAGUCAACUGGGUUGGACUUCCAACUUCAUUGGCUGAUCCCUCCUGGUGACCCUGUUGGAGUCAUGUCCAACCGGGUCAUUAGGAGGGAUCAGCUAAUCGUGAAGAAGAUUGACUACUUCAAUGGCACUGCCCAUGCUGUCAGACGCUGUAAUGGCACAGAUACAAAGAUAAUGGAUACCACCCUGUGGUAUCCAUUAGUGUUGGUGUUGUGGUGCCGUGGUCCUGAUGGUCUGUAUAGAUGAGUCCUCUAUCUAUCUCUAUGGAUACCACCCUGUUCUAACAUUGAUGUUGUGGUACCGUGGUCCUGAUGGUCUGUAUAGAUGAGUCCUCUAUCUAUCUCUAUGGAUACCACCCUGUUCUAACAUUGAUGUUGUGGUACCGUGGUCCUGAUGGUCUGUAUAGAUGAGUCCUCUAUCUAUCUCUAUGGAUACCACCCUGUUCUAACAUUGGUGUUGUGGUACCGUGGUCCUGAUGGUCUGUAUAGAUGAGUCCUCUAUCUAUCUCUAUGGAUACCACCCUGUUCUAACAUUGGUGUUGUGGUACCGUGGUCCUGAUGGUCUGUAUAGAUGAGUCCUCUAUCUAUCUCUAUGGAUACCACCCUGUUCUAACAUUGGUGUUGUGGUACCGUGGUCCUGAUGGUCUGUAUAGAUGAGUCCUCUAUUUAUCUCUAUGGAUACCACCCUGUUCUAACAUUGGUGUUGUGGUCCUGAUGGUCUGUAUAUAUGGUGUGAUUGAGGAAAGGAUGACAAAAUACAUCUAUUUAUAAGAGGAAAUGCUACUGAGUGAAACCGAAAUGUCAUAUUUUCUAUAUAGGCUCUAUUUUUUAGAAGUCAAAUCGUUUGGACAGCAAUACUAUCCUAUCCAGGCAUUAAUGGGUUCAAUACCUUGAGGUUGACUUUCACGAAGAAAGGAAUUUUAAUAAAUCUGUUUGAAAAACACAA
This is a messenger RNA of Oncorhynchus masou masou (cherry salmon), 6127 nucleotides long. RefSeq names its product golgin subfamily B member 1-like. Gene Ontology annotation, cellular component: Golgi apparatus. Lineage: Eukaryota; Metazoa; Chordata; Actinopteri; Salmoniformes; Salmonidae. The transcript is spliced from 8 exons. The record is from RefSeq and is a predicted model, not a curated record. The coding region runs from base 77 to 3100 and encodes 1007 amino acids.